CGCAAAAUCUAUCGUAUCAAUUCCAUUUAUCUGCGUGUAAAUACUUGAACUUUUCCUAAUUUGCACCUACGCCCGCUGAUUCUCUGAUGCGUUACACCUUUGCCCACCGAUUCUUCUUUGAUUUUCAUCCCUUUUUCUAUUCCCAGUUCUGCGUUGCUUUUUACAAGACCUAGCCUAAUUGCGUUGGCAUUGCAAGAUGCUUCUUUCAAUGUUAUAAUACACUUCGCCUGAUAAAUAAUAUGACACAGCGGUUGCUGGACUUUCCUGAGUUGUUCUAUUCUAUUGUCAAACAUUGGAUGUCUAGUAGAUGAGAUUGAAGCCAAUUUGGGAAUUGAGAAAUGCAGAAGAAGGCUGCCCUCAACUUCCAAGCUUUCCUCUAGGAUAAAAGAAAAGCUCGUACCGUUGUAAAAAAGGUUGUGGACUUAUUUUAAUGGGUGCUCCUAAGCAAAAAUGGACUGCAGAAGAAGAAGCAGCGCUGAAAGCUGGAGUAAUCAAACAUGGGGCUGGAAAAUGGCGCACUAUACUUACAGACCCUGAGUUUAGUGCCAUUUUGCGCAUGCGUUCAAAUGUAGAUCUCAAGGACAAAUGGAGGAACAUAAAUGUGACAGCAAUAUGGGGAUCCAGGCAGAAGGCAAAGCUUGCUCUAAAAAGGAACCUGCCAACCCCCAAAGUCGAUAACAACCACAUGGCCUUGCGUACCAUAGUCCAACGCGAUGGAGAAGUUGCAGAUACUAAGCCCGUAGCAGUUUCUGGUGAAACAUCUCCUAAUUCAAAAGAACAAAUAUCAAGGUUGGAUAAUCUUAUAUCGGAGUCUAUUAUGAAGUUGAAGGAGCCAAAGGGUUCUGACAGAGCUGCCAUUGCUUCUUUUAUAGAGGAUCAAUAUUGGUCUCCGCCGAACCUCAGAAAGUUACUUUCAACAAAACUGAAGCAUAUGGUGGCAAGUGGCAAAUUAAUCAAGGUAAAGCAUAAGUACAGAAUUGCAGCAAAUUCAACAAUACCAGAGAAAAGAAGAUGCUCUUCCUUGUUACAAAUGGAAGGGAGGCCCAAAGAUUCUCCAAAAGCAGAGAAUACUGAUGUCAACAUCCUUUCAAAAUUCCAAAUUGAUGCAGAACUAUCAAAAAUGAAGGGUGUGACAGCUCAAGAGGCUGCGGCAGCAGCUGCAAAAGCGGUGGCAGAGGCAGAAGCCGCCAUUGCCGAGGCUGAGGCAGCAGCUAGAGAGGCAGAGGCUGCAGAAGCCGAAGCAGAGGCUGCACGAGUGUUUGCAAAAGCAGCAAUGAAGGCACUAAAAUGCAAAACACUUCAUAUUUGAUGGUGUCAGCUUCUGCAUGAUUGACAUGAGCAGUAUAUUGGGUUAGAUCAUAAUUUUGCUGCUAGGCUUCCUGCAUGUAUUUAAUUACUGUACAUAAUUUAGGCUUGUAAAUCUGGAAUAUGAGAGUUUGAUCCAUGAAACAUUUUGUCAGAGUUGGUAAGAGCUUAUUAUUUAUUAUUUUUUCUCUUAUUUUCAAAAGAAGGCAAGGAGGCGAGGGUUACAAAGUAUUAUUGGAAGUAGUGAUCAAGUGCUCAUAGUAAAUGAAAGAAUACAAUUUUAACUAGUGUUCCAAUUGCAAUAUGGGGUGUCUCUGUCUCGUAGGUCAUAUUUAUGUGGAUCCUUGUUGUAAAUUGUUGCUACAUUACUCUGACUA
Gastrolobium bilobum is the source of this 1682-nucleotide messenger RNA. Its product is annotated as telomere repeat-binding factor 2-like. The transcript is spliced from 8 exons. Bases 431 to 1309 code for a protein of 292 amino acids. Gene Ontology annotation, cellular component: nucleosome. The record is from RefSeq and is a predicted model, not a curated record. Gene Ontology annotation, biological process: nucleosome assembly. Lineage: Eukaryota; Viridiplantae; Streptophyta; Magnoliopsida; Fabales; Fabaceae. Gene Ontology annotation, molecular function: double-stranded telomeric DNA binding.